CCACAAUCCGUGUUCUUGAGUUGAGGUUUCUAUGGAAAGAAUAAAAAGAUUAAGAGCUUCAAGAAUCAAUCACUUUGGCUCUUAAAUUUGAAAAUUUCCUAUUAUGACUUUGAAGAGGUGAACAAAAUAGUUUUGAUCAAGGAAGGUAAAGUCUUUGAGGAUUUUAGCAUAUGGGUUGUUCUUUGGUGUUGUCACAUUUGGUUCACUGAAGAUUUUUAGCCCAUCAGUGUUCACAUGUGAACUCAGUUGUUGAUAUAUUCAGUACAUGUAUCGGAUUUUUUAGAUUGAUUUAACUUUAUAAUCGGUGAUCUGGGUAUUGUUCAAAACUGAUUUGGGGUGUUCAUUUGGCUUAAAUUAAGAACUGAUUGAUGAAUAAGCUGAAUAGUGGUUAGGGUUUUCAGAUAGGUUACUGUUUUUUGAAGUUGAAGGAUGUUUGGUCAUUUCUAGUUUUGAUUGAUGAAGUUCGCGUCUUGAAUAAUCUGUCAGUUAAAAGUUUGGAAAUUUGGUUAUGCCCAUAAACUACUGAGUGGAGUUAAAUUUUGAUCAAAUUUUGUUUUUCUUGUUUUUUGGCCUGGAUUUAUAUUUUACUAUUUGAGAAUUUAUGAAAGCUUUGGAGACUCUGGUAUAUGAAUAAAUUUUACCAGAUAGUUGUUAGUUAGUGAUCGUAAGAUUUUGUUACUCAACUGAUGGCAACAAAUUCACCGUCUCCGAAUUCAUCUCCCACUGCUGUGCCACCUUCACCACCCUCCACUACUCCACCACCAUCUAGCACUAGUCCACCACCGUCUAACACUAGUCCACCACCGUCUAACACUAGUCCACCACCAUCAUCACAGUCAUCUUCUCCACCUCCUACAACCUCCUCACCUUCUGAGCCUAAUGCAAAUCCACCUGACCCCUCCACACCUUCUACUCCAUCACCUCCUGCACAGCCACCUGUCUCACCACCACCUCCUCAAAAUACGUCUCCACCCCCAUUGCCAUCUACACCUUCUCCUCCUCUUCCUCAACAAACCAUUUCACCUACAUCACCACCGCCACCAUCUCCACCUGUAUCUAAUCCACCAACCAGUUCAUCUCCACCACCACCACCACCAGUAGCAUCCAAUCCACCGACGAGUUCAUCGUCCCCACCACCACCAGUAUCUAAUCCACCAAGGAGUUCACCUCCACCAGCACCAGUAUCUAAUCCACCAAGGAGUUCACCUCCACCACCACCAGUAUCUAAUCCACCAAGGAGUUCACCUCCACCAUCACCAGUAUCUACUCCACCAACGAAUUCCCCUCCACCACCACGACCAGUGGCCAAUCCACCAACAAGUCCACCUACACCAUCAAAUUCAUCUUCAUCACCACCAUCUGAUCCACCAAAAGCUUCACCUCCACCACCACCACAAACACCAUCUACUCCACCAAAUAGUUCGCCCCCACCACCACCAUCAUCAGUAAAGCCACCAGAAAGUUCUCCCCCGCCACCUCCAUCAACUGUUUCACCUCAAAGCCCACCGCCAUCACCAUCAUCCACCCCACCUACAAGUUCACCCCCUGCACCAGCAGUGCCUCCUAGUAAUGCAGCUCCACCUUCCAAUAAAACUCCUUCUCCACCUGCUUCGGGCGGAGCCCCAUCUCCUUCAAAUUCUUCUUCAAAGCUAUCUCCACCCUCACCUUUAAUAAGAAUGUCACCACCUCCUCGUCAAACUCCAGUCUCACCAAAUGUUAAUGGUUCUAGUCCUAUUUCCCCUGAAAGUUCCAAUCCUUCAGGUAAUGGCGGCAUCAGUACCGUGGGUCUAGUGGCUAUUGGCGUGGCUGUAGGACUCAUAGCACUUACCCUCAUUGGACUGGUUGUUUGGUGCCUGAGGAAGCGAAGGAAGGAGCCUUCUGCACUUCAUAAUGUUUACGUUGCACCAUCCCCUCUGGGCUCUCCCCCCAAAUCAGAAACAUCUUAUAUAAAUACAACAGCUUCAGCCCCCCUCAUAAGAAGUGGUGGUUCUGGCAGUGAAUCAGUGUAUUCGCCUAAAGAGCCAGGUGGAUUGGGUAAUUCAAGAUCAUUAUUUACAUAUGAAGAGUUAGUCAAGGCCACAGAUGGAUUUUCAGCUCAGAAUCUUUUGGGUGAAGGUGGAUUUGGCUCUGUCUACAAAGGUUAUUUGCCAGACGGGAGAGAAGUAGCAAUAAAGCAGCUAAAAAUUGGUGGGGGGCAGGGCGAGCGAGAAUUUAAGGCUGAGGUUGAGAUUAUUAGCCGUGUACACCAUCGACAUUUGGUUUCAUUAGUGGGUUACUGCAUUUCAGAGAGUCGAAGACUGCUUAUAUAUGACUACGUCCCUAAUAAUACCCUUUAUUUCCAUCUUCAUGGCGAAGGUAGACCAGUUCUAGACUGGGCAACACGUGUAAAAAUUGCUGCUGGGGCAGCUCGUGGAAUAGCUUAUCUCCAUGAGGACUGUCAUCCCCGUAUUAUUCACAGAGAUAUCAAGUCAUCAAACAUUCUUUUGGAUGACAACUUUGAAGCUCAAGUUUCAGACUUUGGGCUUGCCAAAUUAGCUCUUGAUGCAAAUUCACACAUCACCACACGUGUUAUGGGAACUUUUGGGUACAUGGCCCCUGAAUAUGCAUCAAGUGGCAAGUUGACUGAGAAAUCUGAUGUAUUCUCUUUUGGAGUUGUGCUUUUGGAGCUGAUUACUGGCAGAAAGCCCGUGGAUACUUCCCAACCAAUGGGAGAUGAGAGUCUGGUUGAGUGGGCUCGACCAUUGCUAAGUCAAGCACUUGAUAAUGAGGAAUUUGACGGUUUGGCUGAUCCAAAGCUUGGAAAAGACUAUGUUGAAAGUGAAAUGUUUCGGAUGAUUGAGGCUGCUGCAGCUUGUGUACGACAUUCAGCUGCCAAGAGGCCACGUAUGGGGCAGGUUGUCAGAGCUUUUGAUAGUUUAGCUACUUCAGAUCUAAGCAAUGGAAUGAGAGUUGGUGAAAGUGAGAUUUAUAACUCUGCACAACAAUCUGAAGAAAUUAGAUGGUUUCGAAGGAUGGCGUUUGGUAGUCAAAAUUACAGUACUGAUUUUUUUAGCCAGGUUAGCAGGGGUAGUUAAGAGGAAUGGUAAAUAUUGGUGGAGAGUUGUAUUCACAUUUAAAGCAUGAGGGUUUGCCUUGCCAAAAUGGAUCCAUGUUCAAGUUGAUAUCUGCACAGACAUAGCUCAGCUGAGAGCCUGAGGCAUGGUAAUGCCUCGGUCUCUUGAAUUGACCCCAUUUAUGCAUAGAGAUUGAUUUUUCAAACCCUCAACACUUGUAAUUAGGUUCUUGAGCAUCAACAUAUUACUGCAAUUCUAUGAUCUUGUAAUUACCCUUAGCAAAUUUUUCGUACAACGUCAUUUAUGAUGA
This is a messenger RNA of Pistacia vera, 3363 nucleotides long. Its product is annotated as proline-rich receptor-like protein kinase PERK9. Gene Ontology annotation, molecular function: protein kinase activity; ATP binding. Bases 687 to 3074 code for a protein of 795 amino acids. NCBI's taxonomy places the organism in Eukaryota, Viridiplantae, Streptophyta, Magnoliopsida, Sapindales, Anacardiaceae. The transcript has 8 exons. The record is from RefSeq and is a predicted model, not a curated record. Gene Ontology annotation, biological process: protein phosphorylation.